ACGGGCUCAGUUGCUAAAGGAGCCGGGCGACUUCAGAGGCGCCGGCGCCACCGCCUGCCGCACCUGAGCGGCCCUCGCCAGCCCGGCCGGCCGCGAUGCUGUAGGGCCCGGCCGCGUCUUCCCGCCGGACCGUUAUCCGCGCCCGCCAGACCCGCCGGCACCAUGCCGCGCUCCUUCCUGGUCAAGAAGCAUUUCAACGCCUCCAAAAAGCCAAACUACAGCGAACUGGACACCCACACAGUGAUCAUUUCCCCAUAUCUGUAUGAGAGUUACCCCAUGCCUGUCAUACCAAAACCAGAGAUCCUCAGCUCGGGAGCAUACAGCCCCAUUACCAUGUGGACUACGGCAGCUCCAUUCCAUUCCCCACUGCCCAGUGGCCUCUCUCCUCUUUCCGGAUACCCUUCCUCCUUGGGGCGAGUGAGUCCCCCUCCUCCAUCUGACACCUCAUCCAAGGACCACAGUGGCUCAGAAAGCCCCAUUAGUGACGAAGAGGAAAGACUACAAUCCAAGCUUUCAGACCCCCAUGCCAUUGAAGCUGAAAAGUUUCAGUGCAAUUUAUGCAAUAAGACGUAUUCAACUUUUUCUGGGCUAGCCAAGCAUAAGCAGCUGCACUGUGAUGCCCAAUCUAGGAAAUCUUUCAGCUGUAAAUACUGUGACAAGGAAUACGUGAGCCUGGGUGCCCUUAAGAUGCACAUUCGGACCCACACAUUACCUUGUGUUUGCAAGAUUUGUGGCAAGGCGUUCUCCAGACCCUGGUUGCUUCAAGGACACAUUAGAACUCACACAGGGGAAAAGCCUUUUUCUUGCCCGCACUGCAACAGGGCAUUUGCAGACAGGUCGAACCUGAGGGCUCAUCUGCAAACCCAUUCUGAUGUAAAGAAAUACCAGUGCAAAAACUGCUCCAAAACCUUCUCCAGAAUGUCUCUCCUGCACAAACAUGAGGAAUCUGGCUGCUGUGUAGCACACUGAGUGACGCAAUCAAUGUUUACUCGAACAGAAUGCAUUUCUUCACUCCGACGCCAAAAGACAAAUAAAAGUCCAAAGGCAUUUUCUCUUGUGCUUACCAACCAAAUAAUGUGUAUAGACACACACGUACACACAUGUACCACACACAUGCACACACACACACACACACACACACACACACACACACAUGCAGACACACUGAAAGCUGCAAGAGCAUGGAAUCCUUUAAAGUUAAAGUUAAUCCUUUCCAUGUGAAGUUUAAAAUUACUAUAUUUUUACUGACAGUUAGAUUGACAGGAUAAAAGACAAGGACCUUUCUCUUCAAAGAUGAAGCAAAAAGCACAUUGCAUCUUUUAUUACUGAGAAAGAAUGCAAAGAUUUUCAUUGUUGCCAAAUCAUUUCAACUGAGAAGAACAGUAUUGCUCUGUUAAAACAGAUAGUUUUAAUAGAAUUUCCUAUAGGAAGAGAAUCUGCCGAUGGGAUCUCAGGUGCCUUAUAAAGUAUUCCAAGUUUACUUCAUUGCUUGUCUGAUGUCAGGUUGACAUCUUUGAAUUAAAGCCUUUUGUGGAUUAUCAGCAAUGCUUUAAACUGUAUUUUUAAAGACAAGGGAAAAAAUAACACGAACAAAACACAGGAGAAUGUAUUAAAAGUAUUUUUUUGUUCUGUUCUGUUUUGUUUUGUUUUUGCCAAUAUGUGCCUUGGGAGAAGAGGGAAACUCUAGCUUUGAACAUUCCUGGUGCAUGUUACGUGUCUUACUUUUUAAAAGAAUUUUAAUGAUUUUUCUAAAAUUAAGUAAAGAUGGGAAUACGUGCAAAAGAGAAUUCUUAGAAACCCAGUAAUGGACUUAAACUAUUUUAAAUGCAUACGACAGAUGCAAUAAUGCAACACCCCUUCCAAGUGCCUUUUUUAAUUAAUUGUAUAGUUGAUGAGUCGGUGUAAAUUUGUGUUUAUUUUUAUAUGAUUGAAUGAGUUUUGUAUGAAAGUGAGGUGUUGUUUAUAGCUAUGCCUAUAUACAACCUGAAGACUUAUGAAAUCAAUGUUUCUUUUUUAAAAAUAAUUUUCUAGGUCCUUUUUUAUAAUAAACAUUUUUUGAUUUAAAAUUUAUUGCAUGUAUACUAUUUUUGAAGACUUUACUUGCUUGUGAUUUGUACUAAAUGGCUAUACAAAGAAUUUUUUCUUAUGUUAAUGAGAAAAAAGUAAAGUGUUUAUUUUAUGUAUCAGGUGUUCUUUUGAUGUGUUAGAUUACAAUAAAUUGUCAGGAUUUUUACUCUUACAAGAUAGUAUUGUCACAUUUAGAAAAGUCACCAUUAUGACAGUACUGUGUUAGCAUUUCUCUGUAACAAAAAUUAUACUUUCUGAAUGCUAAAAUAGCUAAAGAUGAAUGAUCCAAAAUACUUUAGCAAACUUUAUUUGGGUUGACUUUAUGAAAGCAGAUUAUAUUGUCAUAUAAACUGGAACAGUUUGGGGUUUUUAGAAGAAAUAUUAAUGAGAUGUAAGAGGGGGGAAAAGAAAAGUUGACAUAGAAAAUUAGGAAAAAAUAGAUUUACGCAAGGUGGAAAUUUAAACCAUGCGAAUAAAUUCCAAACUUAGUGAUAUAUUUCAUGGGAUCAGGGAUAAUUAGUGAAAAUUGGUGUCAUUUUACACUGUUUGUAUAAGUUGAGCGAACCAUGUACCCAAAUCCAAUAUUUAUGUAGCUGAUAAAAUAUGACUAUCCACUUCAAAUUCAAGUUCAUGUUUGCUAAAUUCAUACAUAUUAAUAUGCAGAACUCUAAACCAUGAAAUGAGCUGUGUAAUUACCAGUGUGUCUAUUUGCAUCCAAACCCAGUAAGAAGAUAGUUCCUUAUAUGGUUAAUCAUUUUUCUCUUGUAUGAUUAGAACUUGCGGAAUCAUGUUUUUCCUUUUAAUGUCCUUACAAUGGAAACAAAAAUGGAAACUGAAGAUAGGCUAUUUAUACGGGACCAAUAAUAAAUACCAAUACUAUUCCCUUAA
Messenger RNA from Cavia porcellus (domestic guinea pig), 2955 nucleotides. It is a transcript of the gene Snai2, whose product is annotated as snail family transcriptional repressor 2. Gene Ontology annotation, biological process: regulation of DNA-templated transcription. The record is from RefSeq and is a predicted model, not a curated record. Bases 163 to 969 code for a protein of 268 amino acids. The transcript has 3 exons. Gene Ontology annotation, molecular function: DNA-binding transcription factor activity, RNA polymerase II-specific; RNA polymerase II cis-regulatory region sequence-specific DNA binding. NCBI's taxonomy places the organism in Eukaryota, Metazoa, Chordata, Mammalia, Rodentia, Caviidae.